This is a messenger RNA of Vanrija pseudolonga, 900 nucleotides long. RefSeq lists its product as uncharacterized. The transcript has 5 exons. The record is from RefSeq and is a predicted model, not a curated record. NCBI's taxonomy places the organism in Eukaryota, Fungi, Basidiomycota, Tremellomycetes, Trichosporonales, Trichosporonaceae. Bases 1 to 900 code for a protein of 299 amino acids.
AUGCUCCCAAUCCACAACUCGCUCGCCGAGUACGUCGACUUCCACCAGUUCAAGUCGCUCGUGGCGGCGUACAACGACAACGGCGGGCUCGUGCCGCCCGUGUCGCGCUGGGCGGCGUCCGAGGUCGUCGAGCUCGCGCGGCUCGUCGGCGCGAGCCACCAGAGCUCGAGCGAGCAACGGUACGAGGUCGAGCUGCUCAAGUACCGCGUGCUGCAGGCGCAGGGUGUCUCCCCCGCCCCCGCGCUGCUGUCCCCCGCCUCGCUCGCCUCGUCGCCAGUCAUCAUCCCCGCGCCGCUGCUCGCCUCGCCCUCGCCAGCAGCCCUGGCGCCAACACCAACGCCGACGACGCUCCCGUCGCCCGCCCAAAGCCCAGUAGACAGCUUGGUCGAGUCGGCCGCGCCCUCGCCCUCGUCGCCCGACCUGCUCGCCGCGGCCGUCAUCACGACCGCACAGCUCAAGGCGUCCAAUGCCGAGCUGGCGAGCAUCAAGCUCGAGAUCGAGACGGUCAGGCGGCAGCUCACGGCGCUGAGGAUGCAGGUUGCUGAUGCCGCGGCGCGCGACGACGCACGCUGGAACCGCGAACGCAACGCAAUGUUCUGGGCAAUGGCGGGGUACGACUGGCUCCCCGUCGCGAGCCUGCAAGGCCCCAUCCCGUCCAAUCUGCCGCCCAUCACGUCCCUCGCAGCCUUCAACACGCUCGACCGCCCCUCGCUCGUCGCAUGGGCACGGUACUACUCUGGCGCGGCGCACGCGCGCCUCAUCGACCGCGUGGCGCUGCAUUCCGAGCGCGACGACGCCUUCCUCCGCCGCUUGGUGGGUAUCGGCAUCGGCGUGGCCCUCGGCGAUCCCGGCGCGGGGGACGCAGGCCUCGUCUUUCCCCUGUGGUGGUGGCACGUAUAA